Molecule: messenger RNA, 1080 nt
Organism: Cavia porcellus (domestic guinea pig)
Lineage: Eukaryota; Metazoa; Chordata; Mammalia; Rodentia; Caviidae
Product: olfactory receptor 5B3-like
Exons: 2
Coding region: 1-1080 (359 amino acids)
Biological process (GO): sensory perception of smell; G protein-coupled receptor signaling pathway
Cellular component (GO): membrane
Molecular function (GO): olfactory receptor activity; odorant binding; G protein-coupled receptor activity
Source: RefSeq, a predicted model, not a curated record
AUGGAGAACAGGACAGAAGCGACAGAGUUCAUUCUCCUAGGACUAACCAAUGAUCCAGAAUUACAAGUGCCCAUCUGUGUCAUUAUCAUUUUCAUCUACCUUAUCAAUGUAUUUGGAAACCUGGGGAUGAUUGCUUUGAUUGUUUUAGAUUCUCACCUGCACACCCCCAUGUACUUUUUCCUGGGUAACCUGUCCCUGGUGGACUUGGGAUACUCUUCUGCUAUUGCUCCCACUGUUGUGGCUGGGCUGCUUGUGGGAGACCAAUUCAUCUCCUACAAUGAUUGUGCUGCUCAGAUGUUCUUUUUUGGUGCCUUUGCUACUGUAGAAAGUUACCUGUUGGCCUCCAUGGCCUAUGACCGCUAUGCUGCAGUGUGCAAGCCUUUACAUUACACCACCACCAUGACCACAAGAGUGUGUGUGUGUAUGGUCAUAGGCUCCUACAUCUGUGGUUUCUUAAAUGCCUCCAUCCAUGUCAGGGACACACUUAGUCUCUCAUUCUGUAACAACAAUGUGAUCCAUCAUUUUUUCUGUGAUAUUCCAGCAGUCAUGGUUCUUUCUUGCUCAGAUAGACAUGUUAGUGAGCUGAUUCUUAUUUAUGUAGUGAGCUUUAACAUCUUUUCUGCUUUCCUCAUUAUUUUGAUAUCCUAUGCAUUUAUUUUUGUCUCCAUCCUAAGGAUGCACUCAGGUGCAGGUUAUCAGAAGGCUCUGUCCACCUGUGCCUCCCACUUCACUGCCGUUUCCAUCUUCUAUGGCACUGCCAUCUUCAUGUACCUGCAGCCCAGCUCCAGUCACUCCAUGGACAUGGACAAAAUCUCCUCUGUGUUCUACACCAUGGUCAUCCCCAUGCUGAACCCCAUGGUCUACAGCCUGAGAAACAGGGAGGUAAAGAGUGCAUUCAAAAAACUUAUUUUGAAGAGUGUUUUGGCAGUUGGGGUAGUGGCAACAGGGACAUGGAGCCAAGUGGACAUCUCAGCAUUCUCUGGGGAAGAACUGGUGAUGGAGGCUGCAGCAAUGGCAGCACUGUGGACUUCAAUGGAUGAGUCACAAAUCCCCAUUUGCACCAAUACUGCUGAUGCCUAG